Periconia digitata is the source of this 804-nucleotide messenger RNA. Lineage: Eukaryota; Fungi; Ascomycota; Dothideomycetes; Pleosporales; Periconiaceae. The record is from the annotation of a GenBank genome assembly.
CCAAUCGGCUACUACAUUAAAAUACCGAGCAUUUCCCCUCUGAGCAGCUCCCUUUACCUACCGAAUUCCACCACAUCCUUUCGAACGCAAAACCGCCACAAAUUACCACAUUCACAUCGAAACGAGCCUACAUCUCCCUCGAACGCAAUAUCUUUACAACUACGCUAUCCCCAAAACCCUCCACGAACAGCCAAUUCCAUCAUGACCUUUCCCAUCUUCAAGACAGCCAGUCCUACCCUACCAACCUCCCAGCCCGAACUCCAGCCUACUGCUCCAGCCGAUCCUCCAAUCCUCGGACGACGCCUGAGGCAAGCCUUCUCCAACGGCUAUAAACCCGCACACAUCCACGUUACAUCCCCGCCCUUCUACAUCUGCAUCUUCCUCACCAUUAUUGUCCCAGUAAUCUACCAAAUCAUCAUCCUCCACUGGUCCUUUACAAUCAUCUUCAUGCUCGCAAUCCAAAUCCUAGCGGACUGGCUUCAACGACGCCAUACCUCCCGAGCUAUAGCAAAAGGGAAAGAUGUGCUACCGCACUUUGGGAUGAAAUUGAGUUUCCUAGUCGUUUUCUUGGUUUGUCUGGGGGCGUUCCCUGUUUGGACCUCGAGGGGUGCAGAGCGAGAGAUUUGGCAGGCGAUGCUGUCGCACGCUUUGUCUACGGAGAGUGCGUGUGUUGUACAUUAUAAGCUUAUCUGGGACUUGUGGUAUAUUGAGGGAGGAUAUGAUGAGAGAACAGGUGGGUUGGUGAGGGGGACUGAAUCGGAAAUAAGUGACUGUUGCGUGGUAUCCAUACUUGCUAGAAGAUAG